Messenger RNA from Microplitis mediator, 2257 nucleotides. It is a transcript of the gene SF1, whose product is annotated as splicing factor 1-like. NCBI's taxonomy places the organism in Eukaryota, Metazoa, Arthropoda, Insecta, Hymenoptera, Braconidae. Gene Ontology annotation, cellular component: nucleus. Gene Ontology annotation, molecular function: zinc ion binding; mRNA binding. Gene Ontology annotation, biological process: regulation of mRNA splicing, via spliceosome. The coding region runs from base 161 to 2008 and encodes 615 amino acids. The record is from RefSeq and is a predicted model, not a curated record. The transcript has 7 exons.
UCAUCCUGUCCAUAUCCAUACCCAUAGUGUCGCCAUUUUUGUCUACAAGGCAAGGCAGAGUUGUCGACCUGGUGUGCGGAAGUGUAUAUUUUAUUUAAAUUAGAGUAAAUUAAAAAAAAUUAAUUUUCAUUUGAAAUAAUAAUUAUCAAAGAGACUGAUAAUGAAUCAGUCGCGUAAUUACACAUCACUUUUGAACCCAAGUUACUUACAAAAUGCUCAAAAUGCUUCAAGUGCAAAUGCAGCUGCGGCUGCCGCGGCCGCUGCUGCUGCUGCUGUUUCAGCAGCGAUCGCUAAUGGGACAGCAUUGAAUAACUCAAUAUCCUCGAAAAAACGCGAGUCCGAAGACGAUGGCAAGUCGGAGAAAGAAUCAAAAGAGGAGCGGCGUAAAAGGAGGAAGACGAGAUGGGGUGGUAGUGAACAUGACAAAACUUUUAUCCCCGGGAUGCCCACUGUCCUACCAACGAAUUUAACUGCCGAACAGGAACGAGCUUAUCUCUUUCAGCUGCAGAUUGAGGAAAUCAGCAGGAAACUAAGGACCGGAGACCUGGGGAUUCCACUUAAUCCUGAGGAAAGAUCACCCUCGCCUGAGCCCAUUUACAGUAGCGACGGUAAACGGUUGAAUACCAGAGAGUAUCGCACAAGACGUAAAUUGGAAGAAGAGCGACACAAUCUUAUUCAAAAGAUAUUGAAAAUUAACCCUGACUUCAAACCACCGCCAGACUACAAGCCGCCAAUAAUCCGCGUGCAUGAUAAAGUUAUGAUACCACAGGAAGAGCAUCCGGAUAUUAAUUUUGUGGGGCUGCUUAUUGGACCACGUGGAAAUACUUUAAAAUCCAUGGAAAAAGAAACUGGUGCUAAAAUUAUUAUUCGUGGCAAAGGAUCCGUGAAAGAAGGAAAAGUUGGUAGAAAAGACGGACAACCUUUACCGGGUGAAGACGAACCAUUGCAUGCAUAUAUUACUGCUAAUAAUUUGGAAGCUGUCAAAAAAGCAGUCGAAAGAAUCCAUGAGAUAAUUAGACAGGGUGUUGAAGUACCCGAAGGACAAAAUGAUUUGAGACGCAAUCAGUUGCGUGAGCUGGCUUUACUCAACGGAACUUUACGUGAAAAUGACGGCCCGCGGUGUACGAACUGCGGAGCUUCUGAUCACAAAUCAUGGCUGUGUCCUGACAAACCAAAUGUUACAAACAACAUUGUGUGUUCAAGUUGUGGUGGUGCGGGUCAUAUCGCACGUGAUUGUCGUUCGAAACGUCCAGGCCAGGGUGGUCCGGCAGCCGCAGGAAUGACUGGAAUGGGUCCAGCUGGCGAUAAAGCGAAGAUCGAUGAGGAAUAUAUGUCACUUAUGGCUGAAUUAGGUGAAGGUCCACCGCCAGACAGAUCAAAGACAACACAGCGCACUAACGCGACCGCGAAUCCAAAUUAUCCGGGUCUAUUUGAUCGCCAACAGGCACCUAGAGCUCUGAUGGCCUCACCAGCACACCCACCACCGCAAAUGAUGCAAGGCGGUCCUCCACCAAUGAUGCCGCCACCUGGUAUGGCACCACCACCUUGGACUCAAGGUGAUCCCAACGGUAUGAAUGGAAUGAACAUGCAGUGGCAACAACAACCGGUGAACAUGCCUCCGCCACCAGGAGUUAUGCAGCCCCCACCUCCACCACCAGGGUCUACGCCAGCUCAGACAAAUAUUCCACCGCUGAUGCCGUGGAUGGCUGGCAAUAAUCAACCUCCGCCACCGGGACAAAUGCCUCCAACUCAGAUGCCACCACCGGGCAUGGGAAUUCCUCCCUGGCAGCAGGCCCAGCAAGCCUCCAUGCGACCUCCGCCACCAGGCACUGCGCCUCCACCAGGUUAUCCAGGGUGGCAGCAACCUCCCAUGGGAAGUUGGCCGCCAGCUGCUCCCGUCCCUCCGCCACCACAGCAGCAACAGAAUCCAGCACCACCUGGCAUCGAUCUUAACUCUCUACCAACUCUUUUGGCUCAACCGCCACCGCCUCCACCGCCAACUAGUUAGUCGAUGGAAUUUUAAUAAAUAAAAUAAUUGUAGAUUUUCACAAUUUUAUUAUUAGAUUGAUAAAAUUGAAUUCGAGUUACAUAAUUAAUUUUAUGUCUAUUCGUAAAAUUCAAAUGUGUUUUUAAAAGUUAUUAAUAUCAAUCAUUGCUACAUAUUUAAUAAUUUUCUUUACUUGUUAUUAUAAAUUAUAAGAACUACACAUUUUUUUUUCGAAUUGUGACACACAACAUAUUUUAAUGCAAUUAUUUU